Messenger RNA from Paraglomus occultum, 855 nucleotides. The record is from the annotation of a GenBank genome assembly. NCBI's taxonomy places the organism in Eukaryota, Fungi, Glomeromycota, Glomeromycetes, Paraglomerales, Paraglomeraceae.
AUGAUAAAAUUAUCAGCACUCGCUAUUAUCUUCUUGGUUCUAGUUAGUACGGCGACGACGGCUAUUGUUCCGGGAACAUACUUUGAUCGCUUUUUUUUUAUAAUUUUCGAAAAUACAAAUUUUGAUGCGGCGACACAAAACAGUUAUCUAAAAAGCUUGAUCAGCCGUAACAAUAGCGUCUUUCUGAGCAGUUAUUCUGGUAUUGCGCAUCCAUCCCAGCCCAAUUACAUUUCAACGAUUUACGGUUCAACUGCUGGUAUUACUGACGACGGAGUGCAUGACGUGGAUGGAAAUAAUUUAAUUGAUCUUUUGGAAGCCAAAGGGAUAAGUUGGAAGGCCUAUAUGCAAGAUUAUCCUGGUAAUUGUUUCACAGGUGCAAAGUCUGGGCUCUACGUACGAAAACAUAAUCCGUUUAUCAGUAUGACAGACAUCAGCUCCAACUCUGCACGCUGUGCAAAUAUCGUUAACGCCGACGGAAUUGACACCGACCUGGCUUCACAAGAAGGCUUGCCACAAUUCUCUUAUUACGUCCCAAAUUUACAAAAUGAUGGCCAUGACACCGGCUUGGACUUUGCCAUGAACUGGUUCCAACCUUGGUUUGAAGAGAGACUCAAAAAUCCAAACUUUGCUAAUGGCACACUGUUUUUCAUCACUUUCGACGAGGACGAGACGCUUUCCAAUCAUAUCUUUUCUAGUCUCCUCGGUACUCCUGUUACAUCGGGCACUCAUGAGGAUACUACACAAUAUACCCAUAAUUCGGUAUUGAAAACUCUUAUAGAUAACUGGAAUUUGGGCAGUUUGGGUCGGAACGAUGUCAAUGCAACCGCGUUUACUCAAUUUUUACAACAUCCUUAG